Molecule: messenger RNA, 4753 nt
Organism: Cynocephalus volans (Philippine flying lemur)
Lineage: Eukaryota; Metazoa; Chordata; Mammalia; Dermoptera; Cynocephalidae
Gene: PROSER1
Product: proline and serine rich 1
Exons: 13
Coding region: 767-3610 (947 amino acids)
Source: RefSeq, a predicted model, not a curated record
UGAGCCGGCGGGGGCUGGAGGGGUAACCGGUUAGGGUUCCUGGUGCUGCAGGCGCCGCGGUGUUCGGGAGUCCCCCUCGGCGAGGCUGUGCCCCUCUUCGCCCGGCUCCCGGUGCUCUCCAGCCGCCGGCCCGCUCCCGGAAGCCGCGGCAGCUGAUAACAAAGAGCCUGCCGGGCCGCCUGCUGCCCGGACUGAGGGCCCCAGGAGUCGCGCGGAGCGGCUGGGGGCGAGCGCGAACCGGGCCAUGAGUCGGGGUUCGCGGCGGUGAGGGGCGCGGCCGGCGGCCGAGGCUGGUGUGGGCCGAGAGGCCGCCGCUCCCACUGCACCGCCCGCGCGGUGCUCCGGGCGCCGGUGCCUGUGGUCUCCCGGCCGCUGCAGCUGGGAAAGUGGCUUCACGACCUUCUCCCGGGGCUCCUGGCCCUUAGCUGCAAAGAAACGGCGCUCAGUCCCGGCCGCCGAACCCCGGGUUCUCUGCGGGACUCAGAGGAUCCGACUCUUCCCCGAGGUGCUCUGAAGCUUUGUGUGAAGAAGCUGGGGAAGCCUGACGCUUGUGGUUUUUGUUUUUAAUAAAAAGUUUUUCUAAGUCUCCGUUUUUAGAAAUUUUUGCGGAUUUUGCACUACUCUCUACCUCUUCGCAUCCUUUUUCCUGCUCCUGAAGUCCUUUUCCUCAGCUGUCAACAUUUUUACUACCAGCAGAUCAGACCAGGGAUGCAAGUUUUGUAAUUGAAAGUGUGACUGUUACAACCACGCCGAGAUAGUAGCCAAGAUGGACAAAAAGUCCUUUGAAAUGGUGCUGGAUGAAAUUAGAAAGGCUGUUUUGACAGAGUACAAAUUGAAAGCAAUUGAAUAUGUACAUGGAUACUUCUCCAGUGAACAGGUGGUUGAUUUACUGAGAUAUUUUUCCUGGGCUGAGCCUCAGUUGAAAGCAAUGAAAGCAUUACAACAUAAAAUGGUGGCUGUUCACCCAGCAGAAGUGGUCAAUAUACUUAACUGUUUCACCUUCAGUAAAGACAAAUUAGUUGCUCUUGAACUGUUAGCUUCAAACAUUGUGGAUGCACAGAAUUCUCGUGCCAUUGAAGAUUUAUUCAGAAUAAAUAUGUCUGAGAAGAAACGGUGCAAGAGAGUACUUGAACAGGCUUUCAAGGGGGGCUGCAAAGCUCCUCAUGCUAUGAUAUCUUCUUGUGGAACGAUCCCAGGAAAUCCAUAUCCCAAAGGAAAACCUAGUCGCAUAAAUGGAAUUUUCCCAGGAACCCCUUUGAAAAAAGAUGGUGAAGAAUGUGCUAAUGAAGGCAAAGGAAUAGCUGCACGGAUUCUUGGACCAUCCAAACCUCCUCCUUCAACAUAUAAUCCACAUAAACCUGUUCCUUAUCCAAUACCUCCAUGCAGGCCACAUGCAACUAUUGCACCAAGUGCUUAUAACAAUGCAGGUCUGGUACCAUUAGCCAAUGUCAUAGCACCAGGUGUACCCCCUCCACCUCCGUAUACUCCUAAUCCACUAGCAACAGAAAAUGAAGACCUUUCUAAUCAGUCAAAAUCUACACAGAAUCAAACAUUUUCCACUUCAGCAAGUCAACUGUUUUCUCCUCAUGGUUCUAAUCCUUCAACACCUGCUGCACCUCACGUUCCUACUGCAUCACCAGUGAAGGCAGUAAAUCAUCCAUCAGCAUCAGCAGCUGGCACUGUUUCUGGAAUGAACAUGCUGAAUACUGUCCUCCCUGUGUUCCCAGGACAGGUCUCCUCAGCCAUUCAUGCACCUCAGCCUUCAAUGCCAAACCCAACAGUUAUCAGAAUGCCUUCAUUGCCUACUGCAGCUGUUACUUCCGUUCACAGUACAACAUCCACUGCUGUUCCUUCUGUUUUUUCUGGCCUAGUACCACUGCCAGGUGUUUCUGCUACUCCUACCCCAGCCCCUCAGGCUACAUCUACACCUCGGACCACUCUUGCUUCCAAUGAAACAUUUGCUUCUACUUCCACUCCUUUCACUAGCCUCCCCUUUUCGGCCAACUCUACUGCUGCUUCUGCCAACAACCCAAAUUCUACUUCAUUGUCAUCAGUAUUUGCAGGUCUCCCUUUGCCUUUAACACCAGCAUCCCAAGGUGUCUCCAACCCUACUCCUUCUGUAAUUGCUGGUGGUUCUGCUCCCGGCGUUGCUGGUCCACUUGGUGUAAACAGUCCUCUUCUGUCUGCUUUAAAAGGCUUUCUGACAUCAAAUGACACCAAUUUAAUCAACUCCUCUGCUUUCUCCUCUGCUGUUACAAGUGGGCUGGCUUCAUUAUCUUCCCUUACUAAUCAAAACUCUGAUUCUCCUGCUUCAGCCCCUAACAAGUGCUAUGCCCCAUCAGCCAUUUCCACCGCACAACGGUCUUCCACUCCAGGGCUGGCCAUGUUCCCCGGCCUGCCAUCUCCUGUGGCUAACUCAACGUCCACUCCCCCGACUUUGCCUGUACAGUCUCCUUUAGCUACUCCUACGUCAGCUUCAACAUCAGUGCCAGUUAGCUGUGGCUCCUCAGCUGCCCUUUUGCACGGCCCCCACCUGGGUACCUCCGACCUGCAUGUUUCAUCUACUCCUGCUGUAACAACUCUUCCUGUCAUGAUCAAAACUGAGCCCACCAGUCCUACUCCCUCAGCUUUCAAAGGCCCAUCUCAUUCAGUGAAUCCCUCUCAUGGCACUUUAGGUUUGUCAGGGACAUUGGGCCGUGCAUAUACUUCAACAUCAGUGCCCAUCAGUUUAUCUACCUGCCUUAAUCCUACAUUAUCAGGUCUCUCCGGUUUGAGUACUCCCUUAAAUGGUUCCAAUCCCCUUUCUUCUAUUUCCCUUCCACCACAUGGUUCCUCCACUCCUAUCGCUCCGGUAUUCACUGCUCUUCCUCCUUUUACUUCUUUGACCAAUAAUUUUCCUUUAACUGGCAAACCCUCUCUUAAUCCCCCUGUGUCUCUUCCAGGGUCAUUAAUAGUCACCUCAUCUACCACUGUCACCUCCACAUCUCUCCCUCAUCCCAGCUCUACAGCAGCUGUUCUCUCAGGGCUUUCUGCCUCAGCACCAGUCUCAGCAGCGCCUUUUCCCCUCAACUUGUCUACAGCUGUCCCCUCGCUUUUUUCAGUCACCCAAGGACCCCUGCCAUCUUCAAACCCCUCCUACCCUGGCUUUUCUGUCUCUAAUACCCCAAGCGUCACUCCUGCUCUCCCUUCAUUCCCGGGGCUGCAGGCGCCCUCUACAGUUGCAGCUGUCACACCACUACCUGUGGCUGCCACAGCCCCAUCACCGGCUCCCGUCCUCCCAGGAUUCGCUUCAGCAUUUAGUUCUAAUUUCAACUCUGCUCUCGUUGCACAAGCCAGUUUGUCAUCUGGACUUCAAGCUGCAGGCGGUUCUGUUUUUCCAGGUCUUCUGUCCCUCCCAGGUAUCCCUGGGUUUUCCCAGACUCCGUCACAAUCAUCCUUACAAGAAUUACAGCAUAAUGCGGCUGCACAGUCUGCUUUGUUACAGCAGGUUCAUUCAGCUUCAGCUCUGGAAAACUAUCCAGCUCAGCCCGAUGGGUUUCCUAGUUACCCUUCAGCACCAGGAACACCAUUUUCUUUGCAACCAGGCCUGUCCCAAAGUGGGUGGCAGUGAAUAUAUUUUAAUUUUUAUUUUUCGGAGCAACAUCAGAAUUGCCUAGGACUGCAGUGAACAAUCUGACAAAUGUGAAGUUGGCCAACAGUCAGAAAAUGAGUAUGAGGAUAAUCCUGGUGAAAUUGUGACGGAAGUUUAAAAGUCCUGGUUGCGUUUUUUAAAAUGAUUUUAAGUAUGAACACUCCCCUAUGUAAAUUUGCUGACAGUAAAUUGUAUGGAGAAUAGUAUUUAAAAAGUGUUUGGGAUUUUUCACCUCCCAUCCAAUGAAAUUUUGAAUUGUGUAUGUGAUUUAUGUAGAAAAAAUAUUAAAGAGGAGAUUGAACUCUUUAUAGCCGAAUAUAGCCUUAAAUCUAUUUGUAUAGCAUCCAUUGACAGAGGUAAUAGUUGUGCCUCAGACUUAUGGGUUACAUGUGGCCCUGAGGGAGUUACUACCCUUGGUUUUCAUGAAUGGUUCCUAUUAGCAUCAGCUGGAACUCAGUACUCCGUAUGUGUCCACAAAAGGGACUUGAAACCCACAGUAAUUUUAAAUUUCUGAUAUCACCUAUCAUACUGCUGAGUUUAACUCAAUAUAUUUCAGGUAAGUGAAAAUGGUGCUUAAUGUAGUCUUUAGGAUGACUUUCAGGUGUUUUUGACUAAAAAUACAUAUCCAGAACUGCAUUCUUACAGAAAUACAAGGAAGGCUUAUGAUAAUUUGCCUUCAAAACAUGUUUCCAAAUCUCAGCAGUAUCCAAAUGAGUGAGGAACAUUUGUCUGACUCUUGGGCCAGCUCUAUUACUCGUUGAACUCUGGAAGUUCUUGGUGAAUGUUUACAAUCAUGAGAUGUAGUAUUUCUAUUUGUACUUAAAGUGAAAUGCUUAUCUGAAAUAACUAUGUGGCAACAAAUAAGAAGACUUCCUCUGUUAGUAUAUAUGCAGUGUUUACUGUAUUCAAGGGUCUAAGAUAGUAUCAUAUGAUUGAAUGUCAAUUAUUUAAGAAUAAGAACUGCCACAUUUGUGGGAGGGGUGGAGUAGGGAGAAUGAAUUCCAAUCCUGUGUGAUUAAAAGUGUAAACUAGAGAAUCUACUGUAGUACAUUUCAGCAUCUAGAAGUUUUACUUUUAUAAAGAUUGUGUCUGGAAGAUGUUGCUAAUGUAUUUUCCUUCAAC